This is a messenger RNA of Delphinapterus leucas (beluga whale), 933 nucleotides long. It is a transcript of the gene PDZK1IP1, whose product is annotated as PDZK1 interacting protein 1. NCBI's taxonomy places the organism in Eukaryota, Metazoa, Chordata, Mammalia, Artiodactyla, Monodontidae. The record is from RefSeq and is a predicted model, not a curated record.
GAUUCUCCCCACAUCUCCCAGGACCUCAGACCCAUGGUCUCUAGAAGAUGACCUCGAAAGCCAGCCUGAGUGGGCUGGGCUCCAGCCAGGGGAGGCCAGGCCUGGCACAUUACCAUGGGAGGGAGGGCAGGUUCACUCCACCUUCCCGCCUCAGUCCUCCCUCUCCUCCUUCCUUACUAGCACCUCUCCUCCAGGGUCAGACGGAGACCAGGCUGAUCUCAGCAGACACCGACAGGCCCCAGGGCAGCUCCAGGAGUCCAGAUUCCAGCGGCGGAGAGAAGGCCCGGGAGCUGCCUGCAGCCAUGUCAGCCCUCGGCCUGGUCAUCCUGGGCCUGCUCACGGCAGUGCCACCCGCCAGCGGUCAGCAAGGCCUGGGGAACCUGCAGCCCUGGAUGCAGGGCCUUAUUGCCGUGGCUGUGUUCCUGGUCCUCGUUGCAAUCGCCUUUGCCGUGAACCACUUCUGGUGCCAGGAAGAACAGGAGCCUGUGAACAUGGUCAUGACCAUCGGAAACAAAGCAGAUGGGAUCCUGGUAGGAACGGACGGCAAGUACUCCUCGAUUGAGGCCAGUUUCAGGUCCAGUGAGCAUGAGAAUGCCUAUGAGAACAACCUGGAGGAGGAGGGCAAGGUCCGCAGCACCCCAAUGUGACCCCUGCUUCCUUGUGCCCGAUGUCCAGGCCCCUCCUUCUCUGUACAGGAAUGUGCAGUAAGGGGCUGACUCCAGCUCUCACACCUGCCCCACCCUCCAGCCAAGCUCGGAGCUCAGACUAUGUCCAGGUUGGGGCUCAGCCGUGGCUCUGGGGUCCUAGGGGGCCUCCCACUCAAUUCAGUUCAGAAGACCCUUCUGAAAAGGACAAUCAACUCAGCACCUCCCAUCCCGCCUCACAUCUCCCUCCCUGCAACCGUGGAAAUGGCUCUCAUUUCUGUGAAAUAAA